UUGUGGAAAUCACGGUUUUUUGGUAAGACGAGUGCUCAACAGUUGGUUCACACAUUAGUUUACUUAUUUGCUAAAUUACUUCGUCUACGUCACUGUAGUCAGUUGCAUCAGUUACGUUUUGGAUUAAAUAGUCAAUUAAAAUUAAUUUAUUUCAAUGAUAAUAACGAUGACGAAAUCAAUAAUAAACAAAUUAAACUGGAUAACUCAGAUUUAACUCUGAAGGACGACCCAGUAAAGUUAUCUAACAUGUGUAUCAAUGAUAAAAGCGGAACUUUCGGCCUAAUAUAUAGACCAGAUUCAAGCUGUUCUUUACUCUCAAAAUCGAUCACUUCACCGUGUCCAUCGUCGUUAUCAUCAUCACCAAGGAACAUUUUUUCAUAUUUCGAUUAUUUAGAUAAGAAUUCACCACAAGAUUAUACAGUGAAGGAAAACAUUAAGUUACUGGAAAAAAUAAAUCGUUAUAGUAGUAUUUCAUUACCUCGAUCAGAAAGAGAACUACUGGCUUCUAGUUCGGGAACCAACUUUGUAUUUGAUCAUAAUUCACUAAAUAAUCAUGAACGUUGUAUUGUUUGUUAUCAUGAAUUUUAUGUGUCUAAAAGACUGAGGUAAGUGAUCAAUGAUGUAUGUGUAGGUUGAUUGUUGAUCCUCUUGUUACAUUUUGCUGCUUGUCUUACUUUUUUUCUGCUUGUCUUACUUUUUUUCAUAAUCG
Messenger RNA from Schistosoma turkestanicum, 709 nucleotides. The record is from the annotation of a GenBank genome assembly. NCBI's taxonomy places the organism in Eukaryota, Metazoa, Platyhelminthes, Trematoda, Strigeidida, Schistosomatidae.